AUGUCGGAAGUACGCCAAGUUGUCUUCGUCGAAGACAACUUCGAUCCACUGGAGGUGUUCCUUGCACACAGCAAAGUCUGGAAGCCCGACGUGGUAUUUGAAGCGUUAACUCCCUAUCAUCCUCACAACGACGCUCAGGCUAGAGCAGGAUUCAAAUGCCACAAUAUUUUCAUGUUCAACAGCGGAUUUAACUGUUGGGUCUACGCGAUUGUCGAACAGCGAGUGUCUAAUUCCACGGAGACAAACACGAUCACAAUGAAUUCGCUGUUCAAUGUCGAUUUGACGGUGAAGUUCAAGAAAGGAGACGGCUGGAAGAAGGGCACAUUGCCAUUCACAAAUGUUGGCGUGGUGGAUGUCAUCGAGUGCGUGGUCAACAAUGGAACUCGGGCCUUCGUCGCUGCCUUGUGUAUUCUCGUUGAUUUUAAAUGGCGUAGGGUGCAGUACACCAACCCGCGCCCCGACAAAUGGUUCGAACGCCCUGCCGCAGAUAUCAAGGCAGGUCUCACCAUCGAGCUAGCAUCGGAAUUCGAUCGGUUCAACAUGCCUUUCAGGUACUCUGACUCCGGUCCUGAUCCUCACUACUACGCGGGGACUGAAUACGCCAUUCGCAAUUCAGCACGUAAAAACGGGUUUGUCAAAGUGAAUUUGGUAGAGAAAUUCUCUCCUGAUAAGUCCCUCGUUCUAUAUGAGGAUCUCUAUCUUCGAAAGUCAGCCAGCGGUUGGGUCUAUGUUCGCUUCACAGUCAUGAAUACAGACACUAGAUGGCCUUUGACGACCAAUACACCAUUUACCAUGGAGUUGAUGAUCGAAAAGGGGACUGAAGAACAAAAGUUCAUGGCAAAGCCGUACCACGUUGAUACUACGGCCAUCUAUCCUUGGGCGGUCCGCACGGUAGCUGGCUGCAGCCUCGCUUUCUUCGGUUUAUCACUUCCUCAACGCGAUGCCUAUGAAAUUCGUUUCUUUGAGGAGGCUUUCGAAGACAUGACUUCGGUGGAGGUUCAUUAUAUCUUGACACGGCAGAGUUUGGCGUGA
This is a messenger RNA of Talaromyces amestolkiae, 1032 nucleotides long. RefSeq lists its product as uncharacterized. The coding region runs from base 1 to 1032 and encodes 343 amino acids. NCBI's taxonomy places the organism in Eukaryota, Fungi, Ascomycota, Eurotiomycetes, Eurotiales, Trichocomaceae. The record is from RefSeq and is a predicted model, not a curated record. The transcript has a single exon.